GACCACCACCAGUUUUUCUAGACUGUUGCAGUCACCGGUGUCCCCAACACCUACGGCCCAAGGUGCAGGUGUCAUCUCAGCAAUUCUAGUCACGGGAGAAGGCACGAGAAGAUAUCAAGAGUCUCGGGGAGUACAACCGAUGGCGGGUCCCGCGCCGUUGCAAGCAUAUCCUGUCACGACUCAGCAAGGAAGUCCGAUAGUACAGGCGGUGGCGCCGCCUACUGGAAGACAACUGGGAGGAGUGACUGCAGCUCCGGCCCAACAGAUGGUGACGAUGACGAGGGAGGAGAUGCAGAGAAUGAUGGCCAAUGCAGCUACGCAGGUGGUGCAGCGGGUCACUCACCAAACAUCCCAGGCUACCACUGCGCCGACAACGGUGGUCGAAACUCAGGAUGAGGAUGUGUCGAGCUAUGGUGGAGGAGGAGAUCUCAAGGAUAGGGUGAUGGAGAGGAUGGCCGAGAAACUCCGCCAGUUGCAGGAGAGGGUGGACGAAAGGCAGGAUAGGCGUGCUCGAGGCCAUUCGUUCUCGAGGGAAAUUCUCACUGUGCCAUUGCCCGUAAGUUUCAGGGAGAUAAAUCUUACCUUUGACGGGUCGAGCGAACCAUCAUGGCAUGUCAGAGCAUUUGAGAACAUGUCUGUUUUACAUGGAUACUCGGAUCCGGUUAGCUGCAGGGUGUUCUUAUCGACUCUACGAGGAGGGGUGCUCGAUUGGUUUCACCAACUUGCCCCGGGAUCGAUUAAGGACUUUGAGGAUUUUGCCGAUUAUGGGCAUACCACGGAGGAUUUCAGGAACCUGAAAGAUGAAAUCGAGCGCCUUAUCCGGGCAGGGCACUUGAAGGAGUUUGUUAUUCGUGAUCGGGCAAGAGGAAAGGAGAGGAGGAAAUGCAGGAAAGAUUCAGUGGUGAGAAGUGAUAGAGAAGAUGAGGGGGAGGAUUAUGCUCAAGGAGAGAAGGGUGGUCGAUUGGGCGAAGCGGAGAAGAGGAGGCGAGGUGAUGGCGGUCGAGAGGAGCAGAGAGGAGAGAUACCCGUGAAAAGAGGAAUGAUUUACAUGAUUUUUAGAGGACCAAUAGAUGGUGAUUCCAACAACGCAAGAAAGGAGCAUAUACGGGCUAUUAAGCGUAAGAGGAAGGAGGUCGGGAUAACUGGUCGAAUGCUGGUGAUUAGCUUUGGAGCGGAGGAUGUUGGGGGGAUUUCAUUACCCCACAAUGACGCGCUGGUGAUCACGGCGGAGGUUGCGGGGUUUGAUGUGAAGAGAGUGUUCAUCGAUACGGGGAGUUCGGUCGAUGUGAUAUUCUAUGAUUGUUUCACACAGAUCAACAAACAUUUGAACUUGGAAUUGAAGCCGGUGGCGACGACCUUGUAUGGUUUUAAUGGAGGCGAAGUGAUGCCGAUGGGAGAGGUGAGUUUAACAGUGGCGUUGGGAUCAGGUGAUACGAGGAAGGUGCGGAUAGUGAGAUUUGUGGUGGUGGGAGCAGAAUCCUCGUAUUAUAUUAUCCUGGGGAGGACUGGCCUGAACGCGUUUCAAGCGAUCAU
Messenger RNA from Striga hermonthica, 1533 nucleotides. The record is from the annotation of a GenBank genome assembly. Lineage: Eukaryota; Viridiplantae; Streptophyta; Magnoliopsida; Lamiales; Orobanchaceae.